This is a messenger RNA of Myxocyprinus asiaticus (Chinese sucker), 2331 nucleotides long. RefSeq names its product plasmalemma vesicle-associated protein-like. Gene Ontology annotation, cellular component: caveola. The record is from RefSeq and is a predicted model, not a curated record. Gene Ontology annotation, biological process: regulation of vascular permeability; positive regulation of cellular extravasation. NCBI's taxonomy places the organism in Eukaryota, Metazoa, Chordata, Actinopteri, Cypriniformes, Catostomidae. Bases 119 to 1918 code for a protein of 599 amino acids. The transcript has 5 exons.
CACUGUAUUUCACUUGUUAUUUUGGCUUUGAUGUUUGAGGAGAACAAUUGUGCAUACUGAAAGAAUCUAGGUUUAGAAUCAGCUAGGGCUUAAUUUAUUGGGCCGCAUUUGAGCAGUGAUGUACAACGGUGCUUAUUCGAAGACCAACUUUGGCCUGGCUGCCAAGAAGAUACACAAAUCAAAGGGCAAGAGCUGUGGUUACUACAUGAAAACUGUCUUCUUUUUCUCCUCACUCAUCCAGUCUUUGAUCAUUGUAAGUCUAGUGCUCUUUCUGGUCUACGGACAGCCUGAGCAGACCGUGGAAGAGAAGAGGCUGCAAGAGUUAGACAAAAGUGUCAGCGAUCUCACUAUGCAAAAUCAUGUUCUCCGUGAGAAUGGAAAGAACCUCUCAAAACAACUGAAUGUCACUCUUACUGCAAAGCUGAGCAAUGACAAGAUUCUGGGUGAAUUACGCAAACUGGCAAAUACCUCAUCUGCAACAAUAAGGAUAAUGCAAAGUAGAAUGUCUCAGUGUGACAUUGAUAGAAGAAUGCCUCAAGCACCUCGCGCAUGUCCUCCAAUGUUCUGUCCAGAUCCAAAUGACAACAACAGACGUUUGCAAGCUAUGCUCCAGCAGUCAGAGGAAAUGCUAAAGCUGGUCAAAGCAAACUUUACUCAGAAAAUGGGCACUAUGAAAACUGAGUUAGAAAACUCCAACAAAGACAAGGACAGGUAUCACUUGGAAGCAAUUGGACUGAGGCGAGACAAGGCUUUCCUUCAAGAUGAGCUCAACCUGUAUGAAAAGAAAUGCAAAGAGGAUUUUGUCGCUUCUUUACAAGGAAUCCCCAAUGUCACCAAAGAAUUUCUCAAAAGGAUUGAUGACCUUUUUUCAAAACACAUUUCUUUCCAGUUAUCGUGUGAUAAACAAAAAAUUCAACUUGAAGACAUCCGUGAAAACUGUAGUAGUCUUUCAAGAGAUGUUGAGAACAAGCUCCAGUCUUAUCUGAACAUUGUAGGGAACCAGUUUACAAAAAUAAAUGGUGAAAACUCCAAAUAUGUGACAGAGAACAGACGCCUGAGAGAGGACGCUGAUUGGUGCAAUCAGAAUCGCAGUAGCAUGAUUCAGGAGAAUCGCAAGAUUCUUGAGAAGAUUCAGCUAAAGAGUGACCAAGACACUGAACGUCUUCUGCUGGAGAAUAGAAAACUACAAGGAGAGAACAAGCUGAAAGAUGACCUACUUUCAGUGAAAGAAAAAGAAAUAAAAAUGCUCAAUUACAAUGUUGAGACUCUCAAUACUUCACUUGCCAUCUGUAAGCUAAUGCGAAAUCCAUUUGUGCCAAACCCUGCUGGCUCACCAAACAUGCCAAAUGCUGGAGGACCUGGUCUGAGUUCUACAGGACUGGGCAAACCAAACAUGGGCUGGCCAGGGACUGGCUCCACUGGAUCAGGAUUUCCCAGUCUUAGUGGUGCAGGAUCAAGCGCAAGAUGGGGCAGCAUAGGAUCAGGUGUGACAGGACCAUUUAGUACAUCUCUAGGGGGGACAGGGACUCUUACGACUGGACUGGGCAACACAGGAUUAAGUGGGCCAGGAUCAAGUAGGACAGGUAUAGCCCAGACAGGAACAAGUGGUGUGGGUGGGAUAGGACCAGGAUUGACAGGAUUUGGCAGUGCUGGAUCUAGUGCAGGCGCAACUGGAAAUAUGGGAGCAAGUGGAACAGGGUCAACAGCAUUAAGCAGUGCAGGAUCAAAUGCAGUAGGGAUGGGAAAACCAGGAUUAGGAGGUACAGGUUUUGGCCCUGUGGGGUCUAACACACCUUUAUUUGGAGGAGCUCUUGGAGGAGGAAGAACAACAGCGAGUGGGACUGACAAUCAAAUGUUAAACCAAGCACAGAUAAAUCUCCAUUUAAAGGAGCUUCAUCGUUAUUCACUUCCAAAUUGACGGCAUGAACAAAGUCCUGGAAAGGUCCCGGGCUAAACCAAGGAAUACUGUAUAUAAAAACUGAUUUAAUAACUGUUUGAAAAUAGAAAAUCUAAAUGUAAUGAAGCUGCAAGUCUGGAAUAGUAUUACUAAUUAUUAACAUGAACAUUAAUAUUAAUUAUAACUUGUGAGAUGGAGUGGAUAAUAUCUUUUGCACAUUAAAAUCAUUUAUGCUUGUAUAUAUCUUCAUAAUGAUAUGAAGCUAAUGAUAAGAUGACGAACUGUAAGUUAAAGCAUUAAAAAUAAGCUUUUUAAAAAAUUAGCCUGUUAUUGUUUUUUUACAGACAGUUUUUAAGUGUCCAUGUAAGGAUUUUAUUUGUCCAUCAUAAUACUUGAAUAAACAAAAUAAAAUAAAAGUGGAAUAAGCAGAACAA